AACCCCGGACACACUCUGUAAUUCAAGUUAUUUAGAUCGACAUUUCUACGUUGCACAGACAAUGAAGAACAACAAGCUUGAUAUGACCAAUUCAAAAAAGCAGGAGAAACCUAACAACGAGCUGCGUAAACCUCUAAAGCGCCUCAAUGUCAAGGUUCGCGUGAUGGUGUCACCGAAAAAUGCAUCCACUAUUCGAUUGGCAAAGGGGAACCACCAGUUUCCAAGGCGCCGUCCCAACACGGCUUACAAUAAUUUCCUUCGCGAAUUCAAAAGAUGCAACCCAGGAGCCUUAACAGUGGAGGGCGCCUCCCUUUGGCGCAAAAUGAGCCUUGAGGAAAAGCGUGAAUUUCGAGUAGCCACCACAACUCGAUUGCAAACGGAUUUGAAUAUUCGUAUAGCGCCAGAUCAGCAAACUUAUAACGAACAACUCAAAGAUCAAUCAGAUAGCCAAACUAGCUCCUGAAUGAAGGAAAAGCGUUAUUUAAUUAAAUAUUUUUCAAAAUUGUUGAUGUAAAAUGUUAAAUAUAAAAAAAAAU
Drosophila takahashii is the source of this 536-nucleotide messenger RNA. RefSeq lists its product as uncharacterized. Lineage: Eukaryota; Metazoa; Arthropoda; Insecta; Diptera; Drosophilidae. The record is from RefSeq and is a predicted model, not a curated record.